Molecule: messenger RNA, 642 nt
Organism: Nicotiana tabacum (common tobacco)
Lineage: Eukaryota; Viridiplantae; Streptophyta; Magnoliopsida; Solanales; Solanaceae
Source: RefSeq, a predicted model, not a curated record
UGAGGAAGAAGCAAAAAAGAAGAUUUACUCUGUUUGUACAACCACAUACACAGGGUUUGGUGCUUUGAUUUCUGAAGAGCUUUCCUACAAAGUUAAAGGUCUACCUGGUGUUUUGUGGGUCUUGCCAGAUUCAUAUCUGGAUGUCCCCAACAAGGAUUAUGGAGGGGAUCUGUUCGUAGACGGAAAAGUCAUCCAUAGGCCACAAUAUAGAUUUAAUCAAAAUCAAGGUUCUAGACCCAGGCCUCGACCUCGUUAUGACAGGCGCCGGGAGACGAUGCAAGUAGAAAGAAGAGAACCGAUACAAAGAGGAGCCUGGACACCCAAUCAGCAACCUCCUGCACAACCAGUGUCAAUCGAAGGCCAGAAUUUCUCUCAUGGAACUGGAGGAGGUCCAGCAGGAUCUCAGGGAAACAGUGGUUGAAGCUUCUAUGCCAAUUGUUAAACGCUAAAAUCUGUAGUAAUGGGACUAGGCCUCAUAAAUUGUUCGUUUCAUGAGUUCUGCACUGUGUUGUUCUGAACUUAGCGUAAGGGCAAAUUUUCCAAAUGAUUGUAAUGUGAAUAUUUUCCCUGUUCACAUGAAGAGCAUUAAUAUAGUAGGAGAUGAAUCUUCUUCUCUAAUUUGGCUUUGGACAAGUGUUUGCA